Molecule: messenger RNA, 1590 nt
Organism: Rhodamnia argentea
Lineage: Eukaryota; Viridiplantae; Streptophyta; Magnoliopsida; Myrtales; Myrtaceae
Product: disease resistance protein L6-like
Exons: 4
Coding region: 1-1590 (529 amino acids)
Biological process (GO): defense response
Molecular function (GO): ADP binding
Source: RefSeq, a predicted model, not a curated record
AUGAGGAUGGAGUGGCACGAUCCACGGAUGGAGAAGAGACAGGUGCAACGGAGCGUGAGGUUGCAUCGGGAAUAUCACGCAUCUUCCGAAAGCAUCGAUCCUCGGUAUGCCCAUUUUGUUUACGUGAGUUACAAUAAAAACGUGAACCUCGGCGAGAAGAGGCACGUUGGGAGCCACGCACGUAACUACGGCGAGAACCACGUUGAGAACUACGCCGAGAAUAGCCAGAUUGAAAACCACGUUGAGAGGAGACAGAUUGAACACCACGCCGAGAGGAGCCAGACCGGAACUCGGGCUAUGGGGUGGCCAGGAUUGCAGAGGGAUCUAGAGAUGGAGGAGCACCAAGAAUUCCUCGUCUGCGGUAGGCAAGAGGGACAUCUGGUUAAAAAAAUCGUCGCCAAGGUCCUCAGUGAGCUGAAGAGGGCUUAUUUGGUGGUUAGUGACUUCUUAGUUGGUGUUGACGACAGCGUGAAAGAAGUUCUGGGAAUGAUAGGCACCGACACUGAUGACGUUAAAAUCUUGGGAAUCCACGGAAUGGGUGGCACCGGAAAAACUACUCUCGCCAAAAUAGUCUAUAAUAAACUUUGUGGGAAUUUUGAUAACUGUUGUUUCCUUGCGGAUGUCAGAGCAACUUCACGUGCAAAAGGGAUUGGGUUUUUGCAGACACGACUAAUCUCAUACCUCUCCAAAAAGGCACAUCCAAUCAUCAAUUCUAUGGACGAGGGAAUAAGAACGAUAGAACAGAGAUUUUCAGGAAAGAAGGUUCUUAUCCUUCUUGACGAUGUUGAUGAAAAGAGUGCAUUAACUGGACUUUUAGGAAGGCAAGGUUGCUUUGGUCUAGGAAGUCGGAUACUUAUAACAACAAGAAAUGUGCUUGUUUUAAUGGCAUUCAGAAUACAUUUUACUUAUUUAGUUCAUGGCUUGGAUCCUGAUAGAUCCCUUCAGCUGUUCAGCAGGCAUGCUUUUAGAAGAGAUUACCCUCCAAAUGAGAAAAUAGAGCAGUCUAGAGAAAUUGUGGAGUUAGCCCAAGGUCUUCCGUUGGCUCUAGAAGUUAUGGGUUCAACAUUAUAUGGCCAUAAAGGAGAAAUGUGGGAUGAAUACUUGGAUAAUUGUAAAAAAAGUGGCCCCGAGGAAAUUAGAAGUAAGUUGAUGAUAAGUUAUGACGUAUUAGAUCUCAAUCACAGACAAAUAUUUCUCAAUAUAGCUUGUCUUUUCGAUGGAUAUGAUAAGAGUGCAGUAAUAUACAUGUGGAGGGACUGUGGUUUAUACCCAACAGAAAGUCUUGAAGUUCUUCAGAUGAUGGCAUUAAUUAAAACUAGAGAAGAUAACAAGUUGUGGAUGCAUGAGCAACUCAAAGAUCUCGGCAAAGAAAUUGUAUUUCAAGAAAGUGGUGGGCAAUUAGAGAAGCAAAACAGGCUGUGGAAUCGCGAAGAUGCAUUGGACCUACUACGAAGGAAGAAGACUAAUGAAAAUCUCGAAGCCCUCAGUCUGAUGCUUAAGGAUUUGUCAGAGCAUCGUUUGGCUCUUGAAGGAUUUCCAGCGCUACCAAAUCUAAAGUUCCUUCAGGGAAUCAACUCCUUCCAAAUUUAA